UAACGUUUUUCUAAUAGAUUAUUAUGGCAUUAAAAAAAGCCGGUGUUUUAGGAGCAACAGGAUCCGUGGGUCAGAGAUUCAUCUUGUUGUUGGCCGACCAUCCUGAAUUUGAACUCUAUGCCUUGGGUGCCUCCAGUCGUUCUUCUGGAAAGGCUUAUAAAGACGCUGUCAAAUGGAAACAAACUUCAUUAUUACCUGCCAAAGCCCAAGAUCUCGUGGUUACCGAAUGCAAGCCUGAGGGCCGCUUCGCUGAGUGUGAUGUAGUGUUCUCUGGGUUAGACUCCGAUGUCGCUGGAGAAGUUGAAAAGGCAUUCUCUGAAAAGGGUUUGGCAGUUAUUUCUAACGCCAAAAACUAUAGAAGAGCCGAAGACGUUCCGUUGAUCGUUCCUAUAGUCAACACCGACCACUUGUCGGUGGUGGAAAAACGGGUUAAAGAUGCCCGUGCCAAAGGAGAGCCAAAAUCUGGGUUCAUUGUGUGUAUCUCCAACUGUUCUACAGCCGGUUUGGUAGCUCCAUUGAAACCUUUAGUGGAUGCUUACGGUCCGAUCGACUUAUUGACUGCCACCACUCUCCAAGCCAUUUCUGGAGCCGGAUUUUCACCUGGGGUGCUGGGAAUCGAUGUAUUGGACAAUGUAGUACCAUUUAUUUCAGGAGAAGAAGAGAAGAUGGAGUGGGAAACCAAAAAGAUUUUGGGAACCGUCAACGCUGCUCAAACCGGGUUCGACUUGAUCCCUGAGUCAUCCAUGAAGGUCAGUGCCCAAUGUAAUAGAAUUGCUGUUAGUGAUGGGCACACAGAGUGUAUUUCCUUGAGAUUCAAGUCCGAUAAAAAGCCAACUGUGGACGAACUUAAGCAGACUUUGAGAAACUAUCAGUGUGAAGCAUUCAAGUUGGGAUGUCCUUCCGCCCCCAAGAACACCAUCCAUGUAUUGGAAGAAGAGGACAGACCUCAACCCAGAUUGGAUAGGGACAGAGACAAUGGGUAUGGGGUUUCGGUGGGAAGAGUAAGAGAAGACCCUGUUUUGGACUUUAAGAUGGUGGUAUUGUCACACAACACGGUUAUUGGAGCUGCCGGUGCUGGUGUCUUGAUUGCCGAGAUUUUGAAUGCCAAAAACGUUAUUUAGUUACAUAUGCUAGAGGUUUUAAUGCAAAUCAUCGCGAACAACCAAAUCUUCGCAAUGCUCAUA
This is a messenger RNA of Yamadazyma tenuis ATCC 10573, 1184 nucleotides long. It is a transcript of the gene HOM2, whose product is annotated as aspartate-semialdehyde dehydrogenase. Gene Ontology annotation, biological process: L-threonine biosynthetic process. Lineage: Eukaryota; Fungi; Ascomycota; Pichiomycetes; Serinales; Debaryomycetaceae. Gene Ontology annotation, molecular function: protein dimerization activity; NAD binding; aspartate-semialdehyde dehydrogenase (NADP+) activity. The record is from RefSeq and is a predicted model, not a curated record.